AUGUUUUACCAAAACCAAAGAAUAUCCGAAGUCUCAGGAGAUGUUGGAUGUGAAAUUAUUCGUAGUAAUAAUGAUAAUAUCAAAGUUCCAAUAUUUGACUUUGUUAUCAAUAAUCUUGAAGAUUCUGAAGCAUUAAAGAAUCGUUCAUUCCUAUCUGUCGUUUGCUGCAUUGGCCGACUAUCAAAAUAUAAUAGCGAGCGAGCGGAUCCGAUUUUCGAGAAACUUCUCGCACUUUUAAAGGAAAAUCAAGAAGAUUGUGUCAUGAAAGCGCUAAGUAGCUUUAUGGAAUACAAACUAAAUCCUUCCGAUGUAAUUUUGGAGAUAUUUAAUAUUGUAUUUUCACUAGAUGUAUCAGUCUUAGAAAAAUUACCAUCAUCAUGUGAACUAAUUGCAAAUUGUUUAAGACAAUAUCCCAAUAUAUUGUCAGAUAUCUUGGAAGACGAAAAAUUUAAUACACUUUUAAGUCAAGAUAGUACUUCAGAUACAAUCAUUAUUGGAUGA
Trichomonas vaginalis G3 is the source of this 501-nucleotide messenger RNA. Its product is annotated as armadillo (ARM) repeat-containing protein family. The record is from RefSeq and is a predicted model, not a curated record. NCBI's taxonomy places the organism in Eukaryota, Parabasalia, Trichomonadida, Trichomonadidae. The coding region runs from base 1 to 501 and encodes 166 amino acids. The transcript has a single exon.